AUGCACAAUUUUCUUUCCGAAAUAGGAUACUCUUAUGAUACUCUUUUAGACAAGCUCACUAAGCCAUGCAGCGUUAUAAUCAGAGAGUGUGUGUGGAGAUCUAAAAAGUUUGAAUGCUCAAAAUUAUUUAGAAAAGUUUUCACAAUGAUGGGUUACUGCUGUCAGUUCGAUGUUAGUUAUUUUAGGGAACAAGUAGAAGAUGACUUAAACUUUAACUGUGGCGUCGAAUUAUCAGAAGGAUUGGAUAUGAUCGUGAACACUCAAUCAAUAUCAUACAACGGAAGUGUAGUGGAUAGUUAUCUUAAUAUGUACGUUUCCGAUAAUCAAACUAAACUUAACCUACUGGACCGCCCAAUCGUUUUUACUGAGAAGUAUUUUUUCGACAUCACGUUGGCUGUGUGGGCCAUAGAUUCCUCGGAAGAUGUUAAAAGACUCUCUUUAAAACACCGAAAAUGCUUCUUGUCUGAGGAUACACCUGAAGGGGCGAAUUCUUUUCAAAAUUGCAUAAUGUUCAAUAUAUUGGAAAAUGUAACGGCACAAUGUCGCUGCCUGCCGUUCAAUUAUGAACAUUAUAUACAGAGCGACCUCAAAUACAGAACAUUAGAACAAGGAUGUUACCAGAGAUGUGACCAUGUACAAUAUGAUACCGAGGUAACCUCUCUGAAGAUUGACAGAAACGUCGAUAAUUUACAUCGUGGUGAAAGCCGUGUGAAUGUGCAUUUUUCUGAUAACACAUGCAUGAAGUACCGACGAGAGGUACUCUAUACUUGGGAUCAAAUGCUGGCAAAUUUAGGUGGUAUCUUCGGAUUAUGUCUCGGAGGCUCCAUCGUGAGUAUAAUCGAGUUGAUUUGGUUUUUCUUGGAAAUAUCGCUUAUUGUUAUGAGAUUUAAACAGAAUAAUGUGAACCCUCAGGCGAAUAUCAAAAAUGCGUAUUUAAAAAAAAAUUAG
Danaus plexippus (monarch butterfly) is the source of this 948-nucleotide messenger RNA. RefSeq names its product sodium channel protein Nach-like. Gene Ontology annotation, molecular function: ligand-gated sodium channel activity. Gene Ontology annotation, cellular component: membrane. The transcript has 8 exons. The record is from RefSeq and is a predicted model, not a curated record. Bases 1 to 948 code for a protein of 315 amino acids. Lineage: Eukaryota; Metazoa; Arthropoda; Insecta; Lepidoptera; Nymphalidae. Gene Ontology annotation, biological process: sodium ion transmembrane transport.